AUGAAUGCAACUUACGAUGAAAUACUGCCAGGAGGUCCGCCGCUGGAGGUGAAAGCCAUCGCCGUUGACUCCCAGUCUAUCCGGGUCACAUGGAAGCCUCCCGAGCGUGAGCUGUGGCACGGCGAGCUGAAGGGCUACUACGUGGGCUACCGCCUCGACCAACCGGGGGACCCGUACCUCUACAAGACAUUGCAGCUCGAUCAGCCCCAGGUUGGCUCGGCGGAAACGGUGCCCACCGAAGUGCUGUUGUCUCCACUACGCAAGUUUUCGCCCUACCUUGUGCUCGUGCAAGCGUUCAACGCAGCCGGACCCGGACCACGCUCUGACGAGGUUGCCGUCUCCACGCUUGAUGACGGUCAGUGCUAG
Dermacentor silvarum is the source of this 366-nucleotide messenger RNA. Its product is annotated as Down syndrome cell adhesion molecule-like protein 1 homolog. The record is from RefSeq and is a predicted model, not a curated record. Lineage: Eukaryota; Metazoa; Arthropoda; Arachnida; Ixodida; Ixodidae. Gene Ontology annotation, biological process: cell-cell adhesion. The transcript has 3 exons. The coding region runs from base 1 to 366 and encodes 121 amino acids. Gene Ontology annotation, molecular function: protein binding.